CUGAAGUUGAGGUGUAAUCCAUACUGAAGGCUGUGGUCCUUGAUCACCAGUAAGUGCUUCAAGUCCUCUUCACUUUCAGGAAGCAAGGUUCAGUCCAAUUGAGUUGGAAGCCAAUUCAAAAGCAGUUAAUGAAAACAACCCAUUGCUGCCUAGUAUGUUAUUACCCCAUUCUAAAGAAAAAAAAGAUGAGAAUGUAAUUGAGUCCACUCUGUUUUCACAGGAUAUCAGGAUAUUGCCAUUUAUGACUUUCCAGUAUCAACUGAAAUGUCAGUGUCGUCCUCAGGACUGGAUCCCUACAGGAUUCAGGUGAAGAACGUCACUGAAGUCACCAUGUUUAUAUUGCUGGGCUUCACGAAUGAUUUUGAGCUGCAAGUCUUUCUCUUUGUACUAUUUCUAGGAAUCUAUGUUUUCACUCUCGUGGCAAAUUUGGGACUGGUUUUACUAGUCGUGGUAGAUUCUCAUCUCCACAACCCCAUGUACUAUUUUCUGAGUGUGUUAUCUUUCUUAGAUGACUCCUAUUCUUCAGUUGUCACCCCAAAAAUGUUAGUCAAUUUCCUGGCAGAGAAUAAAGCCAUUUCAUUUACUGCAUGUGCAACACAGAUGCUGCUCUUUGUCACAUUUGGGACCACAGAAUGCUUUCUCUUGGCAGCAAUGGCAUAUGAUCGCUACGUAGCAAUCUACAAGCCACUUUCAUAUUCAGUUAACAUGUCACCCAGAGUCUAUGUGCCACUCAUCACUACUUCAUAUGUUGGUGGUUUUUUAAAUGCUACUUUACACACCGUAGCAACUUUUAGCCUCUCCUUCUGUGCAUCCAAUGAAAUUAGACACGUCUUUUGUGAUAUCCCUCCACUCCUUGCUAUCUCUUGCUCUGACACUCACAUCAACCAGCUUCUGCUCUUCUACUUGGUGGGUUCGCUUGAGUUAUGCAAUAUCCUGAUCGUAUUGUUCUCUUAUGGUUUCAUUUUUAUGGUCAUUCUGAAGAUGAAGUCUGCUGAAGGGAGGCAAAAAGUGUUUUCCACUUGUGGCUCUCACCUAACAGGAGUAUCCAUUUACCAUGGAACAAUCCUCUUCAUGUAUGCGAGGCCAAAUUCCAGCUAUGCUUUGGACCAUGACAUGAUAGUGUCUACAUUUUACACCAUUGUGAUUCCCAUGCUGAAUCCCAUCAUCUACAGUUUGAGGAACAAAGAUGUAAAAAAAGCAAUGAAAAAAUUGUUUCAGAGGAAUUGGUUCGUAAAUAAAGCACAUUUUUAGCACAUUAGGAAACUGAAAAGAAUGUUGGGUGUCAGUCCAUAGUUCUAUGGUUUGAACCUAGAGAAGAAAAUGUCUUGCUUUUAUUUAAAAGGGAAUAUUUUUCUUGUUCUAGAAUUUUUUUCAAAUAAUGCAUUAAUCAACCUUCAAAGGCAGAAGUUUACAAGUGCAGAUCCGAUGUAUCAUCUAUAUGCCUAUAGGAUUAUUUUCAAAUUUACUGACAUUAAACUUUCAUUGGUGCUUUUAUGUGACUAUGAUUAGUUUUUGUUUAACUUGCUUUUGCUUAGCAUAAAGAUGAUGUCUUGGGAACUCUAUGACUCCACACAUUCUCACACUGUUUAAAGUAAGUCUUCAGGAAACAUUUGGAAGUUCAUUUCCCAUUCUGGAAUCCCUCUGAAGGACUU
Molecule: messenger RNA, 1652 nt
Organism: Loxodonta africana (African savanna elephant)
Lineage: Eukaryota; Metazoa; Chordata; Mammalia; Proboscidea; Elephantidae
Product: olfactory receptor 5T9-like
Exons: 1
Coding region: 265-1251 (328 amino acids)
Biological process (GO): G protein-coupled receptor signaling pathway; sensory perception of smell
Cellular component (GO): membrane
Molecular function (GO): odorant binding; G protein-coupled receptor activity; olfactory receptor activity
Source: RefSeq, a predicted model, not a curated record